UGGCUGUAUGCGAGGCUGCUAUUGUAACUGCUCGGUUUGUUUUGUUGAUGCGCUUGUUUUCAAAACGGCGUUGGCGUGCUCGUACACGUGGUUCUAUGUGGUUCCUUCGUGAACAUGCCGUGCGUGAAGCUCUGAAACAUGGAAAAGACAGAGUACCUCUCAAGCUGCGCCCAGUUUCUAUCAGAAUUCUCUUGGAUCUGCAACUCUCGCAUGACAGACUUGCUCAUUGCCGGCACACUGGACGCGGUACCUGCUGAGUGGGUGAAUCACCUAGACAAGCUUUCUGGUGAAGAACUUGGCAAGGUGCCCUUUGGACUAAUCAAGAGUGAUUGGCCUUCCAGCCUUCAGUCUUUUGUAUCUCGUGCUGUGGAACUGGGAGAAGCUCGCUUUCUGGAGCCACCUUCUGAGCUGGUUGCAAAGAAGACAGUCCUGCCCCCUGCUUGGCGUCAAGGCCUGACACCCAAGAAGCAGUUGGAGCUGGAGUGGCUUGCCACUCUGGUGGCAGACACUUGCAUUGCAGUGCAAUGCGGAAGGGUCUUAGAUAUUGGUGCUGGUUUGGGCCACUUGGCAAGGGUGCUGCACCACAGGUAUGGGUUCACGGUCCUUGGCAUCGACUGUGACGCUUCCUACUUGCUCAAGGCCCAAGAGCACCUACGACAUUUUGACUGUGCUGAGAAUGUUCACUACUUCACGCUCCAAGUGGAUGACAGCGCAGCCACAGUGGAGAAGCUGCGCCACCUCCUAAGAAACUGCCCAGACCAUUCCCCCUGUGCCUGCGGUGAAGAGUACAAGUUUGUCAAGGAGCUCACCACAAAAAAUCGUUAUGUCCUGGUGUCACUGCAUGGCUGCGGCCAACUGAGUCCUGGCUUGAUGCGGCUGUUUCAUGCAAUGCCAGAGCUUGAAGCCUUGGUGUGCAUUGGAUGUUGCUACCACAAGGCUGCCCAACUGCACAACUACUUUCCUCUGAGCCGUGAGCUGACCAGCUUGGGUGACCGGUGGCUUAGCCCUGGCACUCAAUACCAGGGGCUACGCCUAGCUUGUCAGGAACUGCGGGACAGCUGGCAACCUGACCGGGAACCAUGUCACCUACUCUUCAGAGCCUUACUGGAAGUUGCAUGCCAAAAGUAUGGUCUUCCAUGGAAGAAGUCACGCCGCCACAUGGCCAGGCAUUCGCUAAUGUCUUCCUGGGAUGCUUAUCGAGAGCACGUCAUGCAAGAUGUCCACUGCCAAACAAGUGAACGUGACAUGUGGUGCGGCAUCCUCAACCAACUGCACGCCAGACACCAGCACCAGCUUUCAGCAGUCCGUACGCUCACGCUCCUCCGGCAGCUGCUGCAGCCUUGUUGGGAAGGUAUGGUGCUUGGUGACCGGGCGUGCUGGAGUGGGGCUCAGUUGGCAGCUGCCUUCCCGUCUGCCGGCUCCUCGCCACGCAACAUUGCCCUGCUCCUGGCUCGCCAGCCUCCGCCACAUUAGGCUUCAUCUAAACUUUAAGAGACUACGGCUGAUGGUGGUCUUGCUGGCAUAUGGCGAGAUCUCCCUGUGGCACAGCAAUGUGGCCAUUCAACGACAGAAGUGUGGUUGCGGCUACACUCUGGCAUUGUUGGCAGCCUCACUACCACUGAUCACUCAACCACUAAUAUCGUCACUAGGGCCUUUCCAGUUCACUUCGAAUAUGUAGCUGACAGCAUUUGAGAACGAACCGCCGACGCUUCCAUGCCACAAUGUUUUGUUACUGUUGUUGCUGCUUUACCUUCACCUCACAAUAAUUUCACAUAAAGAAGAAAACAUUCCAAUAUUUGCAAUGACACCAGCUGCGGUGCACUGUCAGUAGCCAUGCACUGCAGCUGAACUUGACUUGUAUCCGAACUCUCGUUGGUGCUAAACGUUUGACCGUGGGUAUUGCUUUUAAUAAAAUGAACAUUACACAUCA
Dermacentor andersoni is the source of this 1930-nucleotide messenger RNA. RefSeq names its product methyltransferase-like protein 25B. The record is from RefSeq and is a predicted model, not a curated record. Lineage: Eukaryota; Metazoa; Arthropoda; Arachnida; Ixodida; Ixodidae.